This is a messenger RNA of Schistosoma turkestanicum, 1523 nucleotides long. NCBI's taxonomy places the organism in Eukaryota, Metazoa, Platyhelminthes, Trematoda, Strigeidida, Schistosomatidae. The record is from the annotation of a GenBank genome assembly.
UGUUGUUUGACUGUAUUACGGUUUUCUGUUACACGUUAUCGUAUAACUAACGAAUAUGGAGGAAUUACGGAAUCAGCGUCUCUUGGAAAAUCUUGAUUUACUAAAAAGUCUUGCAAAUGUAUGUGACGAUGACAUGGAGAAGAUCAGAAGAAUGUAUGGGAUCAAAAUGUCAAAAUCCAAUGUUCCGAGAUGUCAGAGAAUCCGCGCAACAUCAUCAAAAUGUAUCCAGACUAAGCAUGUGCCUAAAACGUUACCAUGCCGUCAUUCGAAAGUACCAACAUUGUUAAAUGAGCUUCUAUUCUGUAAAUAGAGAAGGAUAAAAGUAAAGGUCUCAUUAUCUUCAAACAGCGACAGUGAUUGGAUGAGCAGUGGGGAUGAGUGGAUUCCGGAUUUGCCCAAACCAUUUGUUACAAGCACGCCAACUCAUAAAUCAUCUCAUGAAAAAAUGACGAAAAAAGCAUCAGAAUGUAGUAGCAAAAUUGCCACACUGAUGGAAGUUUCGAAUUCCGAAGAAGGGAGACGAUAUCCCAAACGGGAGAAAGAAAGGCGAAACUACACAUUUGAUGUGGUGAUUCCUGAAGAUGAUAGGUACCUGUACUGUUAUACUUGUAAACGUUCUGUCAUUGAUGGAUGUUUUGAUCAUCCUAUUAUUUGGAUCGACAAUACACCAUCAGAUGUUUGCGAAGAAGUCAAAGACAAGUACAUUUACUGCCAAACAUCCAAAUGCGUUUGUGGAGAGCCAUUUUAUAAACAUGCAGCUAAAACCGCUCCAAAAGGACUGAUCACAAUUAGCAAGUCUAGAAUUCACGGAGCAGGGUUGGGUGCAUAUGCAAAUGCUAACAUACAGUGCGGAACUAUGUUUGGACAUUACGAAGGACAGAUAGUGUAUUUACAUGAAAUGGAUAAUGAGGAACGGGUCAGGAGGUCGCGUGGUGGAUAUGCAUGGCUCGUAAGAGCUAAUAAUAAUGGCGUCAGUGCUCAUCUGGUGGAUGCUCGAAAUCCUCUGAAUUCAAAUUGGUUAAGAUUUGUUAAUUGUGCCCGAUUCGAAGAAGAGCAAAAUCUUGUUACAGUGCAGUAUAGAGGAAAAAUCUACUAUAGAGCAUGCAAAGACAUUUCAAGAUUCGAAGAACUUCUUACGUAUUAUGGAGAGGAGGUAUGUUUUUACUUUAUAGACUGAUUUGUAAAAACUCUUCCAAAUAAGACAACAGAGUGGGAUACCUAUGCAUUAUGAAAGUUGCUCCUAGCAGAUAAUAGAAUAUUUAGACUAAAUAUGUGAAAUGUGAGCCUCUGUAAAAUCUUGAUUCACGCACUAACACCUAUACCAAAUAGGCCUUAAUAGCAAAAAAAUAAUAGUUGUCGUCAGUAUUUGAAUUCCUUGUUUCGUAUGUUCUCACCAUAACUGAAUUCAUAUACAAAACGUAUUAUUUUCUACUGUACUAAUCAGUGACGAUACAAAUUACCAUCUAACUCUAGACACGAUGAAUUUCAUCCAAAAGUGAGUUUUCCUAGUUGUUGACUGGAUC